Pedinophyceae sp. YPF-701 is the source of this 1437-nucleotide messenger RNA. The record is from the annotation of a GenBank genome assembly. NCBI's taxonomy places the organism in Eukaryota, Viridiplantae, Chlorophyta, Pedinophyceae.
AUGGACGGGGACGGGGCUGAGGAUGCUGGGCCGAGUCUCCCGCUCGUGCGCAGCUUCAUGGAGGCCACGGGCAGCGACGAGCAGCAGGCCCGGUUCUUCCUAGAAGCCUCCGCGAACAACUUCAACGGCGCUGUCCAGAUGUACCGUGAGAACAUGGGCGGCGGCGGCGGCGGCGGCGGUCUCUUCGGCGGCCCCCCGCCGCCUGCCGCCGACGACCCCCCCGGGGGUGUUCCCCCGCCCGUGAACGACGCGGGCCCGCGCGCGGACGGCGAGGACGGCAACGUCGCGCUGCAGAUCCUCGCCGCGGUGAUGCAGGCGCCGAUCUUCGUGCUGCGGACCGGGUUCGUUCUCGUGCGGGGGGUGUUUGGCCUCGCGUGGGGCAUCCUGGACGCCGUGGGGUCCCGCGUGCUGCCGUCGGGCGUGUGGGCGCCCGUCCGGGGCGUCGUCGGGGCCGUGGCGGGCGCCGGGGACGACGACGCCGACCCCGCGGAAGCCGCACGGGCGUUCGCGGCGGCGUUCGAGCGCGACCACGGCGACGCGCACCCGACGUUCUCGAUCUGCUCCUGCCACGACGCCAUCCGCCGCGCGCACCGCGAGGGCCGCUUCCUCCUGGUGUACCUGCACGACCGCAACCACCAGGCGUGCCGCGACUUCUGCGCGGGCAUCCUCACGCACCCGAGCGUCGUGGAGCUCGUGAACUCGCGCUUCGUCUUCUGGGCCGGCGACGUGUCCGUCCACCGCGGCGCGCGGCAGCUCCAGAGCACCCUGCGCCGCCCGCGCCCGCCGUACAUGGCGCUGCUCGCGCCGUCCAGCCGCAGCGAGCUGAGCCUCGCCGCCGCGGUCGAGGGCCUGCAUCCCGUCAGCCAGAUCGUCGCGGAGAUCGAAGCCGCCGCCACGCAGCACCAGUAUCUCUUGCAGAACGCCAGGGAGGCGCGGCAGCGCCACGACGAGUCGCGCCGGAUCCGCGAGGAGCAGGACGCGGCCUUCCAGGCCGCGCUCGACGCGGACCGACGCCGCGCCGCGGAGGCGGAGGCUGCGGCGCGGGCUGAGCGGGAGGCUGCGGAGGCGGCGGCGGCCGCGGAGCGUCGCGCGCAGGAGGAGGCGGCGGCGCGGGAGGCGUCCGCGGCGCAGGCUGCGGAGGCCCGGCGGCUGGCGCGCGAGUCGCUGCCGCCGGAGCCGGCCGCAGGCGCAGGGGGGGUGUGUCAGAUCCGGGUUCGACUGCCGAGCGGAGGCAACCAGGCCCGGCGGUUCCUCGCGAGCGACACAGUGGCGGCGGUGUACCGGUGGGUGGACUGCCAGGAGGGUCUCCCGGCUCGGUACGUGCUGGUGUCAAGCUUCCCGCGGAAGGAGUUUGAGAGGGGGGGGAGUGAGGGUAUGACGCUGGAGGGGGCCGGGCUCAGCCCGCAGGCGGCGCUGUUCGUGCAGGGGCGGGACUGA